GCAAAGAUGGCGGACGCCAGGAGUGAAUUCCACGUGUGGUUGUGUUCACGAUUAAAAAGUCUAAAUCUUGACGAAGAAGUUCUCGGAGAAUACAUCUCAGGCAUUUUAGAUGGCGAUGAUUCGACUCAUGAAGAAAAAUACGAAGCCUUGCAGGAAACAAUGGAAGGAAUGAUGGAGUCGCCUGAUGCGAAUGUUACUUUAAGUAUAUUUGAAAAGUGGAAGGAAUUUGAAGAUCAGAAAGAAAAACUCAAACAAGAGAAGAACCAGAAAGAAGAUAUUCUGGCUGCAGUUGUGGAGAAACAUACCAAAGCAACAAACGUCAACAAGAAACCAUCACAUCAACUUGAUGAAGAUGUUAAAAAGAGUUUGAUUGCACAAUAUGGACAGGAAUCUGAUGAAGAUUACUAUUCAAGCAGUGGUGAGGAGACCCAGACAAAUAAAACACAACAAUUAGAAAAGGCUUUAGGAUUAUUUGAGAACACAAAUGCCAAGUCUGUUUUGGAUAAAGAAAAGGAGAAACGCGACAAGCAACGACAGGAGAAUGAAGAUAAGAAGGUGAAGAACAAGGAAGACCGGGAAAAACAAAAGGCAAAAGUGGAACAAAGAAAAGACAAGGAGAAAAAACGAACUCAAAAGGGGGAGAGAAGGAGGUAGCAUAAGCAUUAUGAAAUCGGAUUUCAGCCAAGGCCUUUAAUUGGCUAAGAACAAUUUCUUUUGAAAACUAAAAUGAAAAAUGAUAUUAUGAGAAGAGUUAAUUAUAUUGUUAGUAAAAUCACUGAUCUGAUUUACACUGGUUGUAGCAACUGCAUAAAAAUUAGCCAUAGUCAACCCCCAUUAGCUUGCAAUGCACCCAGAUGAACCUUGCUUUACUUAGUACUUAAUUCUGUCUAAUAUCAGAUUUUACUCAUCAUUAGAAGAGUAAUGUCAGUUGAUGAGUUAACAAAACUAUCUAUGAUUUUGCUCAUCAGUGGAAGGAUACUGUCAGUUAAUGACUUUUGAUGACCCAAUGAAGAUAAUUGCUACAUCAUGUGAAAUCCAGAAAGAGUGUUUUCAAGUUAUAAUGACGUAUUAUAAUAUCGUCAGCUUGUUAUUGUUUAUUUAGAGGGCCAAUAUGGAGGUAGUAUUUAUUUGUAAUUUUUUAUCAGUAUAGUUGUUUAUACCAAGUGUAUUAUCAGAUCAGGGAUGAGAAUGGGCAAUUUUUUUAAAAGUGCCCCAGAGAGUUUUUUUAUGGGAACUACAUCAAACAUCCUUCCCAAAAGUGGAAUUACUAGUGGAAUAUACCCUCGUUAUCACACGCACGAAAACGAGGCUUGUACUAUACAUAAUUAAUUGUUGAUGUCUACAAAAAGUUAUUACCGAUAUUUGGGUCCCCUGUCUAAACAGUCUGAAGUGUGGCAAUAUUUCUUGGGGGGGAAUAUGUUUAUUUAAUAUUUUCUAAUAACAAGUGCCAUAAAAACAAAUCAAUAGACUUUGUAUAUUUGUUGAAAAGGAAGUGUUAAUUUUGCCCUCUACUCCAUAAUGGUGUGAAAAUGUGAUAGCGUGAAGUAGAUUUCUUAAGGACGAAUUUUACAUAAGCAUCGAUUUGCAUCUUCAAGUAUUCAUCGCGUGUGGAACAGCUGUAAGCCGGCAUGACCCUAAUCGUGUUUUGAACUUGUUAAUAAAGAUCGAAACACAGCUUGUGUUUGCUGUUCAAUUAACACUACGUCGUUUUAAAAAGGGAACUUGUGUUAAAAGGCAAGAGUAUGGAUGAAAAUCCACGGUUAUUGGUGCGGUCUUUGAGGAGAAGUCGAAGCGGAAAACUAGCAUUACAAACGGCGAUAAUUCAUUUGUGUUGUUCCGUUGUCUGUAUUAUAAUCGGGAUUUUUUCAAUGGCGAUAGUAAAAAGUCGGACAAUCGAGCAAGUUUAUGGACUGCCUUUGUGGAUUGGUCUGUUGCUGCUUUUAACUGGGUUCUCUGGGGUCCAAUGUCAUGUAAAGAAAACAAAAAUCUUCGCAGGACUAUAUAUGGUGUUGUCCUUGCUCUCCAUGUUCACCAAUCUUAUUGGCAUCGCUUGGAUGUUGAGCACAAUGAAAAAAUCCGAAGUUGUUGUCAUAUGUUUGGUUUGCGUGUCAACAUUCGACAUGGGUAUUGCGUGCUUGUCCACCGCCAUGGGAUGCAACAUAUUACUAGAAGACUGCAAAAUAUGCAAGCAUCAUGGAAGAGGCAGGAGUGCUGAUGACUCUCCAAACAACACAACUCCAUUGUCCAGACCAUGUGUUGAAUUACAUCAGGAUACUGAUAGACAAGACUCACAGGAGAAUGUUCAUGUGUCAACUCGACCAACAAGACAGGCUCGAUACACACGACCCAGGCCUGGGGAUGAACCCCCACCAUACUCUGAAGUCUUGGGGCCACCUCCACCAUAUUCCCCACCUUCCACAAUAGUAUAAAUUUACUGUACAGUUCUCCCAUAUUUCAAAGUACCAACCUGCACCAUGAGGUCAUAUUCCUAGGGGUGUGUUGCCCCUUGCCCUUUUUAUUUACCCCCAUGUUAAUAUUCUCAGGGUAUACCCCCCAGCUGAGCUUAUUAUCCCCCAUCUCCCAAAAAACCAAGCAAUGUUUUUUAUAUAUAAUCGUAACAUAGAAUACUUUAACAUCAUUAAGGAGAAAUAUUGUAAUUUGGAAAUAACAAACGCUACAGCAUGAUAUAAAGUUGUAUAUAUAUAGACUUAUUGAAUAUUG
Molecule: messenger RNA, 2721 nt
Organism: Dendronephthya gigantea
Lineage: Eukaryota; Metazoa; Cnidaria; Anthozoa; Malacalcyonacea; Nephtheidae
Product: coiled-coil domain-containing protein 43-like
Exons: 9
Coding region: 7-654 (215 amino acids)
Source: RefSeq, a predicted model, not a curated record